GUUUGCUUUUUGCUUUCAUCCUUCAUGUCGUCGUUGUUAGCUUGCCUCACAAUUCUGGCUUCAAGUCUCAAACUACAUAUUCAAGAUGUGCAUUGGCAAGAUUUACCCUUCAAGCUUCAAGUCUCAAAGCUCAAAAUUCAACCUGCAUUUGGUCUUCUAAGUCUGAUAUGCCUGCCCUCAACAAGCCAAACAUACAUUAAAAAUCUGACAAAUAAAUGUCCUGCCCAAUCCGGUUCGCAAGGGUCAAUAUUUCAACAUUGCAAGUCAUUUCAUUCAAUUCAUCGAGUGAGCUGUUUUUGGCUGGUCUCCAUUCCUCUCACAAGCUCUAAAGGUGAGUACAUCCAAGGCAGGUGUGUCUUAACUUUUUUGUAAAUGCUUGAUAGGAUAUGUUUCCAUAAAUGUUUGGUAUUCAUAUAUAGAUG
This is a messenger RNA of Lentinula edodes (shiitake mushroom), 422 nucleotides long. RefSeq lists its product as uncharacterized. The transcript has a single exon. Lineage: Eukaryota; Fungi; Basidiomycota; Agaricomycetes; Agaricales; Omphalotaceae. The coding region runs from base 25 to 372 and encodes 115 amino acids. The record is from RefSeq and is a predicted model, not a curated record.